AAUGAACUCAAUUCUACAUCAUUAAAAAAAAAAUUUUUUUAAAUAAAUAGAAUCAAUAUUCUCCUUCCUCAACACAACCAAUUUUUUUAAUUUUUAAUAAUGCAAGUUUCAACUUCAACUCGUAUAGCAACCGCUCUUGUAGUUGCAAAAUUAUUUAACGACAUUCUUCCUGUUCUUGCUCAAGCAGGAGGAAAUGCAGGUGGGAAUUCUGAGUCAUUGGAAUCUUUUAUUUCGAGAAGAGCCGUCCGUAAUACAUGGAUUGCCUUUUGGAUUCUUUGGAUUAUUUGGGCACUUAUUUCAUUAUUAGAUUACACCACGAGAGAUAGAAAUUAUACUCGUGGUGGUGACGGUGUUGAAAGUGGUGACCGUAAUAAUAAUAACCCCAGAAACAAAGGAUUCUCUCGUUUCGUGAAUGGUGGAAAUGGUGCAAAACGAGCAGCAAGAUUAGCACGUGAUCUUUUAUUGGGAUUACUUUCGGCUUUAGUUAUGAAUACAUUCGCACGUGGAUCAGCUAUUUCAGUUGAAAUUAUAACUUGGUUCUAUUUAGGAAUAGCGAUUAUUAUGUUGCUUGUUGAAAUUUUGGUGGAUAGUAAAAUAGCAAAAAUAUUCUUUGGUAUUGUGGAAUUUGGCCUUCUAUUAACCAUUUUUAGCUUGUCUUACCGUAACGGCUGGAAAUUUUUUAAUGCUUAAACACAAUAUAUUUUAGCCACUUGAAUGUUUAUUUUUUAUUUUUUCUCACACUAUUAAUUUAUUAUUAAUUGUAUUUAAUUGCUAGCGAAUAUUCUCAAUUCGAAAUUUAUAAAUUUAAAUAACUAUUUUAAUAUAAUUCAAAAUUUUAUUGUUAUU
Molecule: messenger RNA, 846 nt
Organism: Rhizophagus irregularis DAOM 181602=DAOM 197198
Lineage: Eukaryota; Fungi; Glomeromycota; Glomeromycetes; Glomerales; Glomeraceae
Source: RefSeq, a predicted model, not a curated record